Entamoeba invadens IP1 is the source of this 1290-nucleotide messenger RNA. RefSeq lists its product as hypothetical. The transcript has a single exon. Bases 1 to 1290 code for a protein of 429 amino acids. NCBI's taxonomy places the organism in Eukaryota, Evosea, Mastigamoebida, Endamoebidae. The record is from RefSeq and is a predicted model, not a curated record.
AUGGCGGUGAAUCUGAAGGAGUAUCUUCCUUAUAUCAAAUCGUUCUUUGUUGGGUGCUGUUUCUUUUUACUAUUAGUUGGGUAUCAGACCACGCAAAAUUUCCAGUCUGGAGUGAACAAGACAGAUGGGUAUAUAUCGAUAGCACUUGUCUAUGGGUGUUAUGGGAUAUCGCAGUUUUUCACUCCGUUUUUGGUCCACAUAUUAUCUCCGAAGUUCUCGUUGUACUUUGCUGGUGUUUGUUAUGUGUUUUAUAUAGCGACUAAUGUCCACCUUCUUCGACCACUUUACUUUAUUGCGUCCGCUCUUUGUGGCUUUGGAGCGUCUUUAAUAUGGUCUGCAUCUGCUGUGUUGUUAUCUGGAUAUGAACAAGGAUGUAAACAUCCGUCAUACAUCUACACGUUCUUCUUUGUUCCCGUCUACUUUAACUUCUUUGGUAAUGUCAUCCCCCUUUUUGUGAAUCCAUCGGAGCCCGCACUCUUAUUCUUAGUGUUAACUGCUAUAUCAGCAAUUGCUGUGGUACUCAUGUUAUUCACUUUUGACUCACCACCAACACCAGUUGGAAGUUUAAAGGAACUGUUAUUCUCCACGAUCAAGAAUUUCAUUAAUUGGAGACUUAUAUUGUUGUUCCCACUUGCUCUUGUUUUUGGAUUUUCGAGGUCGUAUUACUACGCAACCAUGCCAGUGAUGGCACCAAUAGAAAUGACUCCAUACAUCUUCAUAUCGUUUGGAGCUAUGAUGACCAUUUCAACAUUCAUUUGGGGCUUUUUGAAUAGCAAAUUGACAGAACAAUGGACACUUCUUAUCGCGAUGACAGCGGAGGCGAUUGUAGUGAUACUGGGUAUCGUCGCUAAUGAAGUAUACUUAAAAGGGGCAACAGAAGCUCCAUCGGAUGAGGUUGGGUUGAACAUCAUGAUUUGUGUCGUCGGGAUGUUUGGUGGGAUAGCGGACUCUGGUAUGGAGACCAUCACUACGGCACUAAUCAAUAAGAUAUGGCCAAAGCAAGUCGCGCCGUUGUGUGCGUGGAGAGUGGUAUACUUAGGUUUUAUGUGUGCUGAUUUGUUAUACUCUCCAUACAUUAGUUUCAGAGCUAUUUUGAUAGUUUUAGGUGUCAUUGUCUUCUUUGGACUGAUUUGUAACAUCACCAUUGCUUUGUUCUACAAAAAAAUAUAUAAACCCAUCGAAGAACAAAAUCAUAAGGAGGUGAGUAAUAAGGAAAGUCUUCUCAGCGCUAAACAAGACGAAAAAGUGAAGGACUCAACACAAGUAAAUACAACCCAAGACGAAAUAUAA